Podarcis lilfordi (Lilford's wall lizard) is the source of this 16079-nucleotide messenger RNA. Lineage: Eukaryota; Metazoa; Chordata; Lepidosauria; Squamata; Lacertidae. The record is from the annotation of a GenBank genome assembly.
CGAGAGGCGUGGUGCGUCCAGCUGAUUGCGCGGGCGGUUUGAAUCCAGAGAGCCUCUAGCGGCGCUGCGGGAAGGAGGGUCCUCGUCUUUGCUGCGGGCCUGGAUAUGGAGGGCAAGGCGGAGGCACUCCUGGAGUUCAGUGACGGUGAGGCAGCGGCUUAAUGCGGGCAAAGGGGCCGGAGCUCAGUGGUAGGGCUGCUUUGCGUGCAGGAUAGUCUUAGGUUCGAGCCCCAGCACCUUCAGGUAGGGCGGGGAGAAUACAUGGGUCUUUCCCGGAGGCCUGUUGCAAAUGAACACAUGCUUUACUUUAUUUUGGAUUGUUGUUGUUUAGUCGUUUCCGACUCUUUGUGACCCCAUGGACCAGAGCACACCAGGCACUCCUGUCCUUCACUGCCCCCCGCAGUUUGGUCAAACUCAUGCUGGUAGCUGCGAGAACACUGUCCAACCAUCUCGUCCUCUGUCGUCCCCUUCUCCUUGUGCCCUCAAUCUUUCCCAACAUCAGGGUCUUUUCCAGUGAGUCUUCUCUUCUCAUGAGGUGGCCAAAGUAUUGGAGCCUCAGCUUCAGGCUCUGUCCUUCCAGGGAGCACUCAGGGCUGAUUUCCUUCAGAAUGGAUCGGUUUGAUCUUCUUGCAGUCCAUGGGACUCUCAAGAGUCUCCUCCAGCACCAGAAUUCAAAAGCAUCGAUUCCUAGGCGAUCAGCUUCUUUAUGGUCCAGCUCUCACUUCCAUACAUCACUACUGGGAAAACCAUAGCUAUUACUAUACGGACCUUUGUUGGCAAGGUGAUGUACAAUACGAUAAUCUUUAUUGUCAUUGUCCCAUACAGAACAACGAAAUUGAAAAAAUCUACAUCAGACAUUCAAAAACCAAUUAGCCAGCUAUCCCAGGCUGGUUAGCCCCCUAAAAACUCUGAUACCCCAUAAUUAAAUACAGUAUGCUCACAUAAGGACUACCUUACACUGCGUUUAAAACCAAAAUCACAUUUGGAUAGAAACUGUUUCUCAGGCGGCUAGUCCUAGCCUUUAUAACCCUGUACCUUCUUCCAGAAGGCAGAAGCUGAAAGAGAUCAUUUCCAGGGUGCGCACUAUCCUGCACUAUCUCUGCAGCUUUCUUAUGGCACCUGGAAGCAUAGAUUUGAUCCAAGGUGGGAUAAAAAAUUAUCCAGCGCUUGUUUGGAAACAACAACAACCCACCCCUCAAAAUCGAUUGCAAAAAAACAAAAUCAAGACAAAUUCACAGCAUGCAGGAGCUAAAUCGCUCAACUUUUCUAAGCACCUGGGUUAGGCCUGUCUGAACAGGAAUGUUCUUGGCAGCCGCCGAAAAGGGUAUGACAAAGGAUCAUCAUCUGCUUAGUCCUGUAAUAGACAGUACUAGUAACACUAUUAAAAAAGAGGAGAGCAGCAGGUCUCUCCCGCCACCCCUGCUAGCCAAGAAGACCUGGGAAGGCUGAAUAGCUUCACCAAGAACGUGAUCAGAAUAAGUUACCUUAUGCCAAGUCAGUCCAUCUAGCUCAUAUAGCCCACACUGGUUGGCAGCCCCCUUUGGGUUUUCGCCUUUGGGAGCCCCCUUUGGGUUUUCGCCUUUGGGAGCCUUUCCCAGUUCUUACCAAGGGAUGCCAGAGGUUCAGUUUGGGAACCUUUUGCAUGCAAGGCAUAGUGCCCUAACCACUGAGCCCAAAUAAUGGUACAGUGGUACUUCGGGUUAAGAACUUAAUUCGUUCUGGAGGUCUGUUCUUAACAUGAAACUGUUCUUAACCUGAGGUACCACUUUAGCUAAUGGGGCCUCCUGCUGCCGCCGCACGAUUUCUGUUCUCAUCCUGAAGCAAAGUUCUUAACCUGAGGUACUAUUUCUGUGUUAGUGGAGUCUGUAACCUGAAGCGUCUGUAAUCCAAGGUACCACUGUAUUAUAAUGCUUUAAUUUAGGGAAUGCAGUCAAGUUGUUUCUGAUAACAUGCUGAUUUGCUUUAAUGUUGUGUACCUUACAAGAAAGGUAGGGGGAGAAUUGUCCUGCCUCCCCCCCCCCCCAAUAAAAACUGCUAGCUGUUGUGGCCUUUAGAAUUAACUAUUACUCUUUUUUUUGUUUCAGAAAAAUAUAAUUUGACUUCAGAUUUUAACGACUUGUGUUCUCACAUGAACACAAAGAUUUCAAAUAUCAAAAAGUCACUUCAGCUGAGAAAAAUAGGUAAGGUGGUUUAAUGUUUCCUGGGCAUAGGGGUUGACGGGCUGAGUUUGUGAGAUGGAUUCAGCAAAAGAUGUAUGAAAGUUUGAGAUGCACGUGAGAGACAUACUAACCCUCCUGAGCUGGACCAAGUCUCUUUCAAGCCUGGCAUCCUCUGGGUUGGAACAAUUGGUGUCUUUUGUAUAAACACAUGGAAUGUGGUGUGCCAAUUACAUGGCUACAAAGUGAGCAGGGAUGUUUCAUGCCUGCAUAAUUUUGAGAACAUUUUCCAAAGUCAGUUUUUCGUCUGUGGUUGUUUCCUAUUACUCUGUGCAGGAGUUCUCACCGAUCCAACUGUUUGGUUUUACAAGCAUGUUUUCUGUGUCCUAUGCCCUUUCUUAGCAAGAUACAAAAGGAAGAAAAACAUGCAGCUGUGUCUCAAAGCCUUUAACAAUAGAGGUUGUGCCCUUGAUCGCCGCUGUGCCUGCCCCUCUCCUGUGCUGCUGGAGUGCACAUUUAGCCAGGCAAUUUGUGGCUUUUUGGGGUCGUCGUCGUCAUCUUUUUUUUUUAAGAAGGAGGGAAAAAGAACUGUGUUGCUGGGUGCCAUCUCCUCCACAGCAAGGCUGUCCUCCACUUCAUUUUGUAGGAUGUUUGUUGUAGCCAUAAGGUUGCAUACCAGUUUGAUGCUUUCAGCAGAAAGGAUAUAUAUAAACAGGGUUUCUACUAGGAUUUGGAGCAGCUUUGGAAUUUGAAGGCUCUGUGCAGACAUCCGCAAGACAUCUGGUUGGCCACUGGAACAGAUGAGGCCUCUGACCUGAUUCAGAAGGGCUCUCCUUAGGUCUUUAUGGCUAUUCUGAACUGACCUCCUGUUGGUAGGCCAUAUGCCCACUUAAAUAUUUGCUAAACUUUGAAUAAGUUGUUAAUUACUUAAUUGUUAGCUUUAUGCUGUAGGGAUUUUUUUAUUUUGUUGUGGUUGUUUAACCGGUGUCGUGUUUACGCUAUUUCUUUUUUGUGAACCACUUCGAGCACAAUGUUUGUAAGGAAAAUGCUGUAUAUAAGCGGAUUAAACUGAUAAGAAGAAGCAACUUAUAGAUGUAUUUGCCAGAGGCUGAAGUGAGGUUGGGGUACUCUUGGGAAUCAUAGCAUUGUAGAGUUGGAGGGGGGGUCAUCCGGUCUAACCCCCCUGCAAGGCAGAAAUCUCAGCUAAAGUAUCCAUGACAGAUGACCUUUCAACCUCUGCUUAAAAACCUCCAAGGAAGGGGAGUCCACAACCUCCUGAGAGAAGGGUAGUUGUCGUGGUGUGUAAUUUUAGGAGAUGACAGAGCAGGAACGAAGGGUGUUUCUGGUGGUGACUAGUGGAAAGAGAAGUAUGUAUUUAACCUACAAUGAAUUUUCCUGUGGGAACUUCCUAUCUUUCCAUGUCAGUGACUUGCCUUGCUUAUUUGUCAGACCAGGAACCAUCUUUGAAGACGGUGCUUAGCAAGAUAAUUCAUGAGGUAUCGCUUUUAAACAACAUCCUCAAUAAACUGGAGACAGAAGUCAACCAUCAGGAGAACCAGCAGAGUCAACUCAAGGUAAUCAAUGCUUGAAGGGGACUUUUGUUUAAAUGGGGGUAUCUCUCCAGCGCUGUAAAUGAGGAUCCGCUGGUGCUUAUUUGAGAUGUUUCCAUGCUUGUGUAAAUUAGUUUGCAUAAACAAGGUGGGAAAACUUGUCAUAUAUAUAUAUAUAUAUAUAUAUAUAUAUAUAUAUAUAUAUACACACACACACACACACACACACACAUAUAUAUAAUAUUUCUGUUUUACAAUUUAAAAUACUCAUUUAAACAUCCAUAAAAUAUCAAAGACUUCCCUUCUUCUUUUUCCAUGGUUCGUUUUGCAUAUCUUAAAUCCCUGCAUACUUUACAUAAACUAAACCAUUCAGUUUUUCAUUAUUACAUCCAUCACUGUUGAAUUUAUCUUAACGCUGCCAACGUUUUCAAGUGUACACAAUCCCCCCCAUAUAUUCAAUAAACAUUUUCCAAUCUUCUCUAAAUGUAUGUUCUUCUUGUUCUCUUAUUCUAUAUCUUAGGUCUGCAAGCUGCGCGUAUUCCGUCAGCUUAAGUUGCCAUUCUUCUUUAGAUGGGAACCUCGCUCAUUUUCCAUUUUGGGGCUAACCAAACAUGAGCCGUAGUAGUGGCAUACAUAAAUAACCUUUUUCCCACACAUGGGAGUUUCAGUCUGAAUUAUAUCCAACAAGGUGGGGAAACCUGUUGAGCUUUGGGAGGGGAGUAUGUAAGGUGAUGUGUGAGGAAGAGCAAGGACUCGGUGAACAGGGCUGAGGAGCUGGCUCUUUGAAGGCCCUGGGCACCUGUGGAGAGCAAAAGGCCCAGUAGCUUCAGGGACAUGGCUCAUGGCAGAGCAUCUAUCCCAGAUUCAAAUCCUGGUGUCUCUAGGUGGGCCUAGGAUAUGUUCCCUGCCUGUAAUCUUGGAGAGCUGCUGCUGGUCACUGCAGACCAGGGGUGGGGUGACCAUUUUGGCCCGGGGGCCCAUAUCUUUUUCUGGCCGCACCUCUACAGGCAAACCUUGGCAGGUGGCUGGGCCAGCCCACCUGUCAAAGUCUGUUGCACAAAGCUUCCCAAGCAGAGCCAGUGUGGUGUAGUGGUUAAGAGCGGUAGUCUCGUAAUCUGGUGAACCGGGUUCGCUUCCCCACUCCUCCACAUGCAGCUACUGGGUGACCUUGGGCUAGUCAGACUUCUUGAAGUCUCUCAGCCUCACUCACCUCACAGAGUGUUUGUUGUGGGGGAGGAAGGGAAAGGAGAUUGUUAGCCGCUUUGAGACUCCUUAGGGUAGUGAUAAAGUGAGAUAUCAAAUCCAAACUCUUCUUCUUCAUCUAACAGCUUGUUUGUUGUGGGUGCUUGGGAACCACCGCACACAGAGCUUUGCUGCUCCCAUAGUGCCAAGUGGUUUGCACCCAAACUGCUGCCCAAAAAUGAGGGUUUUCUCCUUCAUUUUAGCAGCGGUUUCAAUGCAAGCCGCUUGGUGCAACUGAAGCAAGGCAUGCUUCCACUCCACCCACUGAACUGAUUAGCAUCUUAUUCUACCAGGGAGGCAGGGGAUUGUUCGUAAAAUGCUGGUGCCUGUUCAUUUAUUAUUAUAUUUUUAUUUUAUAACCUGCCCUUCACCUUGAAAUCCCAGGGUGGCUUACAGCAAUUUAAAACGUUACUUAAAAUUCUAGCAUCCAUUUUUUCAUUUCCUUCAUAGCCCAUCAGAUACGAUCAGCUUAAAUGAUCUGAUAGGCACUUACCGUGCAAAGAGAUGCUGUUGUGUGCUGUCAGUUGUGUUUUCUCUUUGUCUAAGAUAAACACGCUUUCUUCACAUUUGUUUAAAAAUUAAACUGGGGAGGGGGAGGCUGCCCCAGCUAACUGGAAACAGGCACUGGAAAAACGAGCUGUGGUUCACAGGAGAUUUAAACGACCAAGUGGCCCAUGGAUGGCUUUCCAAUUUUAUUUAUUUUUUAGUAAGUGGGUAGUUUCAUUUUUUUGUUUUUAAAAGCAGAUAGUAUUCUCUGUUAAUGCGUGCAGCCAACAAAGCCGUUUCUAGGUCUGCAUCUGUAGUCUUUAAAACGUUCCUGUGCCAAAGGAUGUGCCCAGAAAGCUUUAUGACUCUGAAGCGUGGUGCUUUGAACAUUAAAUAUUAUUGAGGUAAUUUAGGAUCUUUUUAUCAAAUUCGGCCUACCUAAUGGUGCACUGAGCACCGUGAUGUGAGGGCCAGAUAUGGCCCUCCACAUCCCUUGAAACUCCCCCUCACAGGUUCUGAUUUGUACCCCAGGUCCUUUUCCCUGGCUGGAAUUCUUGCUUGCCUGGGUGGCGGAUAGAGGAGCACGUAGAAACUAGGCUUAAAAGGUAAAAUUUGCAUGUGUGGCUCCGCCCGCAUUUUCCUCUGGCCCCGCCCACUGCUGGCACAUGGCCCUCGGAAGGUUGCCCUGAUAGGAAUGUGGCCCCCCAGGCUGAAAACAGUUUCCCACCUUCAGGUAAAGCUUUCCUCUUUUAGCGCUGGGUACAUCAACCCUAUGUGUGGGUUGAUACAUGCAAGCACAGCAGGCAGAAAUGAUAUGAGGAUUUAUCUUCCCUUGUACGAGCUUUCUUUAGAAAGCUUGCUUUUGAAUUUGAGGCUGCAAAAAGAGCUAAUCAGAGAGAGAAUCCACUCCAGAGCCACUCAAAAGGCAUGUGGGAAUCAUUCAGAGUCUUUCACUUGCAGCGUGGUUAAAUUAAUUUAAAGCACGAGUUGCAAGGAUAUUUCACUAAACUUGGCCUUAGCCCUCCACAAGAUCGCGUUUCCGAACUGUGCCGUUGGAAUACUGAUAAUCGCGGAAGAUUCUUGGUGUUCUCUUAAAUCUGAGGCGGUGCAUAUGAAAGCAGAAUACCUCAGGGGACAGCGAACCCUAGAUUUUGUAUCGCCUGCUAUAUAAGGAUCCGAGAAAGGGGAUUUCUCAUGAGACUGUGUUUAGACAUUUUUCCAGGAUGUAGAUCCUGACAGGAUUAUUUGCUGCUCAGUGUUGAUGCAGUGGUAACCGAAACGAUAGAUGUUUGCGAAAUCUGUUGCCACGUUGAGGUGUUCCCUUGGAGGGGGGGGGGUUGCUUGAAAGAUGCAAAGUUGUUCAAUCUGUGGUCCAGCUCGUGUUAUACAUCUUUUGUUUGUUGAACCCAGCCUCACAGGGAUUACAUUUCCCCUCUUUUGUUGUUGUUGUUUAGUCAUUUAGUCGUGUCCGACUCUUAGUGACCCCUUGGACCAGGGCAUGCCAGGCACUCCUGUCUUCCACUGUCUCCCGCAGUUUGGUCAAACGCAUGCUGGUAGCUUCGAGAACACUGUCCAACCAUCUCAUCCUCUGUCGUCCCCUUCUCCUUGUGCCCUCCAUCUUUCCCAACAUCAGGGUCUUUUCCAGGGAGUCUUCUCUUCUCAUGAGGUGGCCAAAGUAUUGGAGCCUCAGCUUCAGGAUCUGUCCUUCCAGUGAGCACUCAGGGCUGAUUUCCUUCAGAAUGGAUAGGUUUGUUCUUCUUGCAGUCCAUGGGACUCUCAAGAGUCUCCUCCAGCACCAUAAUUCAAAAGCAAUGACCUGUAUUACCAUAUUCAUUAAAGCUGCGUGACCAGCCUGAUAUUUUACAAAUAAGUUUUAAUAACAUGCAAAAAUAUUUAACUCAUUAAAAAUAAUGAGAACCCUAGUACAGUGGUCUCUCGGGUUGCGAACGUGAUCCAUGCAGGAUGCACGUUCGCAACCUGCAUCUGUGCACGCACGGGUUACGAUUUGGCGCUUAUGCGCAAAGCACGAUUUAGCACUUCUGUGCGUGUGCGACCGCCGAAACCUGGAAGUAACCCGUUCCGGUACUUCCAGGUUUCGGCGGUCCGCAACCCAAAAAAACGCAACCUGAAGCAUCUGUAACCCGAGGUAUGACUGUAAUUGAGGCUCAUGAGGGGUCAGGGUUCCCUUUUCAUAAAAGCAAAAAACAAACAAACCUGUUCCUCUUGACAUCCAUCAAACUCCAGGAGCUCCAGGAAACGAUUGAGAGGUACUACAGUGAAGCUCAGCAUCUUGAGGAAAACAUGCCUAUUCACCUGCCCAGAGGAAUCCCAAGCAGGUAGGUUUCCUGCCCCCAAGGCAGGUUUUGCAGUUCUUUAAGCAGAGGCCAUCAAUACUUUGGGAUUCAGCCGUGUGCUUUUCCAGCGAUGCUCAGAAUUAAUGGUCGAAGCAGACAUUUUAUGAGAUACUUGACAGCAGCCCCCAAAGCAGUUAGAAACAGGAAAAGAAAAAUCCUCCAUCACUCAGAGACUAGUUAAGGAUUUAGGAUGUAACAUACAUAUAUGAUUAAAAUCACAAAUUUAGUUAGAGAAGGUAGAUGAGGGCAGAACAGCUUUGUUGAAAAGCAGCCUCUCUGUUUUUGUUACAUACCGAAUAAGUUCUGGGGUAAAAUACAGUUUAUUGGAAAUUUUGUGAAACUGAAGAGAUUAUAACCCAUCUGAAAAACUAUUGAUGUGUUCAGAAAUAAAGUAUGAUAUCAAAAUGAUGUUCCUAUUGGUUGAACUGGUUUUUAAUGUGACUUCAUGUAUUAGUAGUAAAAAGGAUUGCAAGAUGAAUUGCCUCUUACUUUUGCAAAUUUUAAUAUACCCAAACCAUCCUAGAGUGUAUCUUAGACCUAGGCAUGAGAACAUGACUUUUCUUCAUUCAUACAAUUUGUGCAGUUCUUUAGCUUCAAAAUAGAAAUUCUCGAGAUGAACACCUGAGGGUAGGGUUUAUUAUGUUAGGGCAUGGACUCAAAGAUGCGCAGCCAACUCCCGCAGCCAAGCUGGUGCCAAACGCAUUGCUCUGCUUUCCUUUGGACCACACCAGUGAGGCUGGUCUUGCCAUCUGGGCAGCCCAGGACCUCCCUAUGCACUGCUCUCUGCAGCCACAGCUGACGCUGCGAUUCUGUGGGCUUGACUUCACCCACGGAGGUGCACACCAUUGUCUUUUGAGACAGAUGGAUGCCACCCAGCUAGCCACAUCUGCAAGGCACCCUGAUCUAAACCACGGUUAAGAAUCAAAUCUUGCUGCGCUAACCAUGGUUAAGGGAGGUUUUCCCAGCGCUCUGCCAAGUGCCGCUACGUACCCUCUGGACUCGGUUUGGCAGCCAAAAAACAUUAUUUUGUUGUGGCAUCAGAAUCAGAUGGGUGCUAUCCCUGGUUCAGCUUUCUGUUGUUCAUUUUAGUGUUUUCUUAGGCCACUGGCACUUUAUUCUGUAUUUCCCCCUCCCCAUCUCUCUCUCAAAAAAAUCACGUCUUGAACAGCUCUGCCAUGAAAAAUUGGCAGGAGGAAAGGAAGCAGCACAUUUUGUUGUAUCUGCCGCCUCCGUCAGGGUAGAUGAACUAUAACUUAUCUGAAGUGGCAAAGAGAGGGAAGUUGUCAAGGGUGCUUGUAGCUUCCUGCGUGAUAAGCUUUCUGUUGUUGGCUCUGCCUCCCACUUCCUCUGUAGCACCCAGGGCAUCACGGUGAAGGAUGAAGCACAGUGCAAAGAUGCUGAGGCUGCCGGUGGGAAGAAGCCAGUGAAAGAGCCCAGAUGCAUCAAACAAGCAGCCUUGUUAACGGAAGAGGAGUUUGAAAGCAUUCCUGCGUAAGUAAGCAGUCCCCACCCUUAACCGGACAAAAGAGUAGCCAAGUUUUACCUGCAUUUACCUGUCAGAGAAAAAGGGACGUGGGUGGCGCUGUGGUCUAAACCACAGGUCGGCGGUUUGAAUCACCAUGAUGGGGUGAGCUCCCAUUGCUGGUCCCUGCUCCUGCCAACCUAGCAGUUUGAAAGCACGUCAAAGUGCAAGUAGAUAAAUAGGUACCACUCCAGCGGGAAGGUAAACGGCGUUUCCGUGCGCUGCUCUGGUUCGCCAGAAGCGGCUUAGUCAUGCUGGCCACAUGACCCGGAAGCUGUACGCCGGUUCCCUCGGCCAGUAAAGCAAGAUGAGCGCCGCAACCCCAGAGUCGGCCAUGACUUGACCUAACGGUCAGGGGUCCCUUUACCUUUUUUACCUGCCAGAGAGUAGUGGUUGCCAGCCUCUUUAGGCCUGUGGGCACAUUUGGGUUUCUGAAGGAGCACCCCAUCUGCUGGUCAUCCCCCCCCGCCCCCCGUUCCUUGGAUCUGUCCAUCUCCCAAGAGACAGAAAAUCUGUGCCCACAGAUGUUGCUUUUCCAUGGGAUCUGGGUAAAGCACGGAGCGUCACUCUUCCAGCGUCUUCCUUUAACACUACAGGGGAGAAAAUCUUAACUACCCUUGCCUCCUCAGGACAAAGGGAGCAGUGAUCCAUAAGUGGAUUACAAGUGUGUGUAAAAAAAAUAAUUAAAAAAAAAUUGGAAAAUCACAAAUUCGUUGCAUAUAUGUAUGGUGCUGAUAUCACCAGUGUCGCAGGUUUGAUCCCUGUAUGGCACAGCUGCAUAUUCCUGCUUUGGAGGGGGUUUGGACUCCUUUUUGUGUUUGGCUUUCUGUCUGGUGGCUCUUGGUUUUGUAACCUGAGCAGAUGCUUCUCACAAAAGCGGUCCUAAUUUAUUCCGCAUCUUCUUUGGCGUAAUACCGGGCUGAAUGAAAAGUUAAUGCAGUCGAGCUCCGGGGUCCUCUGUGUAAUGAACAAAUUGCACGGCGGCGUCUGACUCAUCAGGACGAGGCAAUUAAUGAGACAGAAUUAAUCACGGCUCCCGUUUCAGAAAGCGCUGCUCCUUCUGCCUCCCCCCCCCAACCCCACUGCCCUCUUCUCUUUUCAUUUAGCAGGAAUCAUCCUCGUUUCUUCUGGUGCAGCCAAGUCAAGGACAGUGGAGCGUUAGAUGCCUUCAUGUCUCCCACGAUUGCUGUUGCAAUUUGCCGUGGCACAUUCCAGACUCCCUGGCAUUCCCUUCCCUCCAUUUCUGUCUGUCUUUGGGGGGUGGGGUUCAGGUAGCCCCCCAUCACUGCACAUUCAAAGAACACAUGAGGGGGGGUUGAAAGGCCGCUUGAGUCCACCACUGUUGACACCCUCUCACCAUUUAUGGGUAUGAGAAGUGGGUCUGCAGACUUAUGUAUUAUUGGAUUCCUUACCCAUGCUUUACCAUGUGCUCCCAGGGCAGCUUACAACAAUAUAAAAAAGACAGUAUUAAAACCAAUUAAAUACAAUUACAAUCUGAAAAAUUAGGGAGGGUUUGUGUGUGUGUGUGUGUGUGUCUAUCUAUCUAUAUUGUCCUUGUUGAUGGUAUGUUGUCAUCUGGCUGUCUCGGGAGAUAAUGGAAGAGUGUGUCUUUGGGGGUGAAGUCAACCUGGAGAGUUACAGCGCCUGCUGUGGCUGUAGAGACCAAUAUAGGAGAGACAUGUUUUGUUGCAGCUGGGGCAGGUGAAGGCUUCCAGUUUUGCUGCUGAAGGUGCGCAUGGAGUUUCUUCUUUCUGUACUCUUACCGGCGGUCAUUCUUCCACUGUUCACUGCUGUGGAUGCAUGACCUGGGUAAAAGCGUAAGAUUGGCACAGCCCCUCCAUUGGAUGAUUUUUUAAAAAGUUAUUUUUAUCUACCUAUUUAUUUAAAUUUCUAUAUAGCCCUUUAUUCAAGGAUCACAGGGCGGUGUAUAAAAAGCAAAAGAAUGCACACAUAGUAACAAAUGAAAACAAUACACCCACCCCCCCAAUUUAAAAGGCCAUAGAUGUUUAAUUAGCCAAAGGCCUGGGAGAAUAGGAGUGUUUUUGUCUAAAGAUAUGUAAGGAAGGCGCCAGGCAAGCCUCACUAGGGAGAGCAUUUCACAAGCAAGGAGGCAACGCAGAAAAGGCCCUUUCCUGUGUUACCACCUCCCAGAUCUCACAUGGAGAAGACACACAAAGAAGGGCCUUGGUUGAUGGUAGUAGGGUCCAGCUCAGUUUAUAUGGGGAGAGGCGGUCCUCGAGGUAUUGCAGUCCUGAGCGGCUUAAGGCUUUAUAGGUCAAAACCAGCACUUUGAACUGGGCCCGGAAACUAAUUGGCAGCCAGUGCAAUUGGCGUUUUAUGCUGAAACCAUCUUGCCUCGAUAAGCAACCUGGCUGCUGAAUUCUGCACCAGCUGAAGUUUCCAAACCGUCUUCAGAGGCAGCCCAUGUAUAAUGUGUUGCAGUAAUCUAACCUUGGCUUACCCCUAUGGAGUAACAUUUCUAUGGCCCUUCUUGAAGUUAGCCGUGUUCAGACUGCCUUCUAAGCCCAGGGGUGCACGGAAGCCUCAGUGACAAUUCACUGUUUUGAGGAGAAGUGAACAACUGAGCCAAGGUGUCCUAUUUGUGUAUGUUUCUUUGAGGCGAGGGAUGGGGAAGAUUAGUCUUGAAGAACAAUUUGUUUUCCCUACCCAAAGGCCUAAAUUGGGAAGAAUCCCCUUUCUGCCGCCCAAAUUUUUCCCACCCUCUUCAUAUUUCUAAUGUGCUUCCAAGAGAGAGAAUCUGCGUUUGUUCUUUAGUUGUAUGACUUUCUCUUUCGAGCAGGUAUGAUGAGGCAAAUCUCGCUCGCCUGUCCUGUGUACAAUUCCCUGGAGAGCAAUAUUGUGUUUACAGGACUCUGUUAAAACUUGGACCUUAUUAGCUAUUUAACACACAUCCAUUUUUACUGUCCUUAUCAUGUGUUAGACCUCCAUGUUUCCAGCCGGAAUCAAGAGCUGAAUAUACCCUGCUAAACUGCACAGAAUAUAUCACCUCCCUCUUAAAGUUUUUAGCACCUGCUUUUUCAAUAAUCUCUAUUCUUCAUCUUCUCCCACUUCUUUUAGCCUGAGUACAUGUGUGCUUUCUCUUCCUUGCCGUAGGCAUGUCUUGGUCUCUCGCGUUCUCAUAUAUCAACUCACAAGUUUUUGCCCUUUCUCCCCUCUCUGCGUGGGUGGGUGGAGCUUUUCUCAUCUAUUAGCUUGCUGUCCUUCUACUUUAGCAAUGCUUGAAAUGUGAGGUUCCCCCGUCUUGAGUUUUCUCCAGGCAGCUGCCGGCCAAUCUCCUUUUGAUUAAAUGCCAGAUCUGGGAAAGGAGAAGAUGGGGAAGGGAGAGCAAAAUAAUACGGAGAUCUGGUUUAAUAUACUUUGCACGUGACUUGAUUCUAUGGGACACAGGAAUGGACUUUCUGGUUCCUAGGGCAAGCUGCUUUCUGUGUUACUGUGCCUUUGCCUAUAGAUGGACGCACGCGCACCUGUGUAUGCAACUUGGACACCUGUUUUCGGGGGUCUUGAGCAUGGGGCAAGUCACACUUAGACCAGUGACCAGUCAAGAGAUCAAGGCCCCGUCUGCACUAUCCCUUUAGAACCACUUCAAACACUAUUAAAAGAGUAAAGGAUCCCUUGACCAUUAUGUCCAGUCGUGACCGAUUGUGGGUUGCGGUGCUCAUCUCGCUUUAUUGGCUGAGGGAGCCGGCGUACAGCUUCCGGGUCAUGUGGCCAGCAUGACUAAGCCGCUUCUGGCGAAGCAGAGCAGCACACGGAAACGCCGUUUACCUUCCCGCCGGAGUGGUACCUAUUUAUCUACUUGCACUUUGACGUCCUUUCGAACUGCUAGGUUGGCAGGAGCAGGGACCAAGCAAUGGGAGCUCACUCCGUCGCGGGGAUUCGAACUGCCAACCUUCUGAUCGGCAAGUCCUAGGCUCUGUGGUUUAACCCACAGUGCCACCCGUGUCCCUUCAAACACUAUUGGCUUCCCUCAAAGAAUCCUGGGGACUGUAUUUUUUAAAAUGUGCUGAGAGCUCGGCUUCCAGGACCUCCAGGUAGGUCUGGGAGAGACCCCUGCACAAAACCCUGGAGAUCUGCUGCCAAUCAGUGUAGACAGAACUAGGCUAGGUGGACCCAUUCGUCUCACUUGGGCAGCUUCCAGCGUUCCUGAAACUGAAUCACACACAGAGACUUAACCUUGGAAAUGCUUGUAGGAUCAGCUGCCUUGGGGAGGGGUGUACCUGGAAGAAGAGGGGGAAAGUACCCAGGUGUGGGGCAGAUCUAAGCUCAUGCAUACUUCUUGGGUCAAAGCUUUUCUACUGCAGGUAUGCGGUCUGCUAAUACAGAGCUGUGUGCACAUAUCUUUUGGAGGGUCUUAGAGGGGUCUAACAAUGACCAUAGAGUUUUAAGCAAUGUUUCCCCCCCCUUCAGCAUGCUAAAAUAUUACUAAAUGCUGCUUCAGGCAGAGGCGCAACCUUCCCUUUGCCACUGAUCCAGGUGAAGCAUCCUUGCAGCUUCACACCUGACCAUUGCUGCAGGUGUGCGUGCUUGCAUUUUUGAUAACGCGGGUUUCGUACGCGAACGUGUGAUCUCCCGUUACGGAUUUGCCCCGAGAAAGGUGGGGGCUCUGCAAGUUUGGGCAUAAUUCUGCAUGUUUCGUGAUGUGCCAGGUAAGGGGAACCUGUUUCCUUCCUUCCCCACAGGUACAUGCGAGGCCGCCUGACGUACAACCAAGUCAAUGCAGUCCUUCAGGAAAUCAACAAGGCCGUGGUUAGCAAGUACAAGAUCAUGCACCAGUCCCCUAAGACAAUGUCCGGCGCUGUGAGGAACCUCUUCUUCAGAUUCAAGGAAGAAGAAACGAAGAAUACAAAAGGUAGCUUUCACUCCUGAGUACGUGUUUGAACCAUAGGUUCAAUCCCUGGCCUCCAGGUAGGUCUGGGAAAAGGACUCUUGCCUGAAACCCUCAAGAGCUGCUGCCAGUCAGUGUAGAGGUGGGCUGACAGGUCAAUCUUGGCUCAUUGGGGGCCUGUAAGACCAUUUCUUCCCUAAACCACACCCUCCUGUUGAUCAAGUGAUGGGUGACAUCAGCAAUGGAAUGGGGUUCAUUCCUGCCAGAUACUGCUUUGCCAGCAAGCUGCCUGUGAUAACUGCUGGUGAAGCAAACCCAGGAUUGCCCCCUUCGCUCAUCAGCUAGUGAGUGGAGCGUUCAGUUCCGCUGCCACCUGUCAGUCAACCUGAUGUCAUGUCAGAUGAUUGACAGCUGGGUGGGCCCAUCCUGCUUGUAUGCAUAAAGGUAAAGGGACCCCUGACCGUUGGGUCCAGUCGUGGCCGACUCUGAGGUUGUGGUGCUCAUCUCACUUUACUGGCCGAGGGAGCCGACGUACAGCUUCUGGGUCAUGUGGCCAGCAUGACUAAGUCGCUUCUGGCGAACCAGAGCAGCACACGGAAACGCCAUUUACCUUCCUGCCGGAGUGGUACCUAUUUAUCUACUUGCACUUUGACGUGCUUUUGAACUGCUAGGUUGGCAGGAGCUGGGACCGAGAAACGGGAGCUCACCCCAUUGCGGGGAUUCGAACUGCCGACCUUCUGAUCGGCAAGCCCUAGGCUCUGUGGUUUAACCCACAGCGCCACCCGCGUUGCAUACUUGUAUGCGUAUUGGGGGCCAAAUAUCUAUCGCUGGUAGUUCUUCCCCACCCCUUCCAAAUCGAAUGUUUGUUUUUAAUUUUUGUAAACUGCUCUGAGAUUCAUUUGGAUUGGCAAGGGGUAUAAAAUAAACUCGCACCUUGGAAGUCGGACGGAAUCCGUUCCAGAAGUCCGUUCGACUUCCAAAAUGGUCGAAAACCAAAGUUCGGCUUCUGAUUGGCUGCAGGAAGCUCCUGCAGCCAAUCGGAAGCUGCGGAAGCAACCAUCGGAUGUUCGGCUUCCAAAAAUAGUUUGCAAACCGGAACAGUGACUUCCGGGUUUGCAAUGUUCGGGAACUAAGCUGUUUGACUUCCAAAGCACGACUGUACAUAUUUAAAAGAUUUCUUACUCACCCUCCAUCUCUGGGUGGGAACAACUAUACUUUUUUUUUUUAAAAAAAAGUAAAACCAAUCCAAGGAAAAGUGGGACUGGAAUUAAACGAAGGGUAAAGUACUCUGUACCAGGAUGAAACACGAAUUGUGUCUCUGCAGGCCAGUUCUUCAUCGUGGAGGCCGAUGUGGAAGAAUUUACACAGCUCAAGGCAGACAAGCGUUUCCACAGCAUCCUGACCAUUUUGCGACAUUGCCAGAGGCUGCGAGAGAUCCGUGGCUCGCGCCUGGUCCGUUACGCCAUCUGCUGAGGUGCUGUCAGGGUGUUUGAGGCUUGUGGUGGGAGGUUCCCCUCGCCCCACUCCUCAGGACUGUGCCGCAAAACAGAAUCCUUCCUUCGUUUAGAGUUUUACAUGGCAAGGCUGUUUCUUUACUCCUCUUUCUUCCUACCCUCAUUCAUUAUUGUUGGAGAAGGUGGGUUUUGUUUGCAUCUGUAAAAUACAGUAUCUGUAAUUUUCAUCUUUUCUGCAAAGGUAUGAAGCUAUACAUCCCGCAAGUGCAAUUCCCACCCAUCCGGCUUUGGGGUUUCUACCUGUUGAGCUUGAUCUGCAUUUUAUAGCAAAGCAGAGGGCGAAUGGGUUGAACCAAGAACUGCCUCUAAACCAUUGUUCAAAGCCUGAGAUUUGGAAUUGCUGAAAUGCCAAUAAAGAGUUGAAAGCACCGGGUGAGUCGGAAUCCUUGCUACCUUUCUUCGUCUCUGG